Diversispora eburnea is the source of this 582-nucleotide messenger RNA. The record is from the annotation of a GenBank genome assembly. Lineage: Eukaryota; Fungi; Glomeromycota; Glomeromycetes; Diversisporales; Diversisporaceae.
AUGUACAAAACUAAUCUCGACACUAUUCACGCGGUGGAACUUAGAAUAGCCGAAAGAAAAGAUGUUGGAUUCAGUGGAAAAACUAUUGGUCUAAAAUGCAAUUAUCUUAGAAUUAAUGCGGCACUUAUUAGUUUAAGCAUACGAGUUGUACAUCGAAGAAAACCCAAAACCAGAUAUAAAAUUUAUGGCAUCGCUGAUAUCAUAACAGGAUUUCAGAAUUCCGUCACUGAUGAUGGACAAAGGUUGAAGGCCAUAGAACGCGAUAAUGCUGAAUGUUUUAGAGAAUUUAGAACGGAAAUUGAUACUGAUAUGAUGUCAAUUAAUGAUUUUUCUUCAAAUAAUGAAGCAAGUAGUUCAAGUGAAUUAAUUGACACAUUAAAUGAACUCAACGGUGGAAUUGCAUUUAAGAAGGCAGAGUUUAAUAAAAAUUUAGCACCUCAAUUAAUCGUCAUUAUUACUACGAAUCAUUCGAAACCAUUAUAUACAGAAAUAAAGAAAGAUGCAGAGAUUGAAUUAGGAAUAAUUAAUACAAAGAUUAGAGGAAAGAACUUACAACUUGCAGAUGAAGAUAUGGGUUCUUAG